AUGUCCAAUAUUAACUCCGAUAAUUCCGAAUCCAUCACCGUACAAGUUGCUCUUCGUAUAAGGCCCUUAUCUGCUGAAGAAUUAGUUAAUAUACCGACACGAUUGCAAAAGAAUGUUAUUUCCGCCACCCCUUUCACUCCAAAUCAAGUCGUCGUCCAAGGUGACAAGAAACGUUCCUACACCUUUGAUCAUGUAUUUGGUCCGGAGACAACUCAAAAAGAAAUUUAUGACAAGGCGGUCAUGAAUUUGGUGGACAAAUUCUUGGAAGGAAAUAACGUUACUUUGCUAGCGUAUGGACACACAUCAUCCGGUAAAACUUACACGAUAGGGUCAGCAGAUAAUUCCUCUUUAACUCAGGAAGCAAAAGGAAUGAUCCCUAGAUCAAUUACCACAUUAUUCUCUUGUAUAAAUUCAACCCAAUAUAAAACGCGUAAAUUUUUCAUGAAAGUUUCUUUCGCGGAAAUACAUAAAAAUGAAUUGAUAGAUUUACUUGAUGAGGGAUGUGAUAAAAAAUUGGAUGAGCAAAAUAUCGAACAAAGUCCCGUUUUAUCCGGAUUACAAGAGAUUAAGGUGAAUUGUGCUGAGGAAGUCUUGGGUCUUUUGUCUUUAGGACAAUUACAUCGAAGAGCAAAACCGCAGGAUUACCCUAGUGAGAAUUCACAUCUCAUUGUAACAGUCACCCUAUCACAACAAAAAUUCAUACCGACAAAUUCUUCCGCUUCAAAUUCUUCAUCAAAUACUCCACCAUCGACUCCAAAUAGGCUUCGUUUCGGUAAAAACAAAUCUAGAGAAGACUUGAGGUCAACUAAACAAUUCGAAGGUGAUUGGGCUUCCGUGACGAGUAAAUUUCAUUUUGUGGAUUUGGCUGGUAACGAAAUGGAAAAGGGCAGCUUCGAUUUGGAAGAUGUGUUAAAAGAACAUUUUUCAACGAACGAUACAACACCCAAAGUUGCGAUCGGUAAUAUGAUUUGCGCACUUGGAGAUCCCGUACAAAACACAAAACUUUUACCUUACAAAAACAAUAAGCUCACAAAAUUAUUUCGAAAAUACCUUGGCAAUAAUUCUCAAGUGUUGAUUCUAGCUUGUGUUUCACCUGCGGGAUAUAACAUUAAAGAAACGAUUAAUUCGUUAGACUAUGCAAAAUUUGCUCGUAGUAUAAAGUACACCCUCUCUAAAACCCCUUAUCAAGAGGAGGAGGAAGAGGGUUGGAAUGAUUUGGAACAUUUACAAAAUUUGGUAUUAAAAUUAAGAUCCGAAAUUAGAGCUUUGAGAAAUGCCACUAUUUCAAUUGAAAACGGUCUAGAAUCGGGUUCAAUUUCUUCAUCAUCAUCCAUUAAUGAUGCCGAUAUCUCAAGGCAAUCAAGUUUGUCCCCAUUAAAUAAUGGGAAAGAAAUUGACAACCUUGAGAGUAAAUUCGUCAUACUUAAACGUUCUUUUAAUGACCUUUCAAAAGAAUUUACUAAAUCUAAAGCUUUGGAUUCUACAACGUCAACAAUUAAUGAGGAGACGAUCGAUCAAAACGUUUCAUGUUCAGAGGAAGAUACCGAUAACAAUACUCUGGUUGAUAACGUAUCUUCUUCUUCAGCUAGCGAUUUAAUGUAUCAACAAAUUUCAAUGUUAAAACAGGAAGAUGGGAAAACUUUUAUUAAAAGUGUUUGGCCGAGUUUUCAGAAAGCUGUUGGUCCCGUUAUUCAAGAGUAUGAAAAAUCUAUCACUUCACUUGAGAAUCAGCUAUCUUUGGUUCGUGCCGCUUUAUCCCAUUCAGAAACGAGAAUGCAAACUCAAGAACGUAAACUCGUUGAAGCCGAGGAUCAUAACGAGCAGAGUAAGCGCAUGAUAAACGAUUUAAAAUAUCAAAUUUCAAAAAUUAGCGAACGGGAAGAAACCACCGAAAGUUACAUUAAAGAUCUUGAGGCAAAAUUAAAUUCGGAUAGUUGUGAUCAAGAGAAAGAGAAAAACAGCAUCAAUGCUCUAAAGAAUCGCGUGGAAGAAUUAUUGAGAAAUGAAGGAAAUACCGAAAAAGUCAUUAGAAAACUUGAAACCCGUUUAGAAGGAAGCGAAGCUAAAAAUUCAAAGUUGAGUAAGCAAGCAUUACAACUUGAGAAAGAUUUACAUGAUAAAGAGGAUGGAUAUCUCGCCCUCAUUGAACAAUUUGAAAAACAAAAGAACAUUGAUAAAGAGGAGAAGCAAUGGUUAUUAGGAGAACUUGAAGAUCGUGAUUCUAGAAUUUCACAACUUGAGGAAAAUGUUGAAGUUCUCGUCAAAGAAAUUGAAAAUAUGAAACAAUUAAAAAUCGAGAUCACCCAACCUCCGAGAAAUUCUCAUUCAAAAUCGUCAUCUGUUUCUUCCGCUUCAAAUGUCGAAACUCCUUCCUAUAAUCAAUCUGAUUUAAAACCUUCGAUAAAAAUUAGUGAAUUCCCAUCAGUUUUCACCCUCGAGUCACAACUUGAUAACCUUCAAUUAACUCAUGAAAGAACGGUGGAAGAAUUAAGUGAUAUUCAAAGGAAAUACAAAACAUGCCUUGCCGAACUUAAGGAACUUCGGUCUCAAUUAACGGACGCAAAAUUAGAAAAAUUCGCAAAGACGAUGGCCAAUUCUGCAAAGGAAGAACCUUCUAAUAGUUCGGACUCCUUAUCUACAUUUACGCAUCCAGUCAAAGCAAGGUCACUAUCCGCUGAUUUCAGAGGGGAAGAAAAGGCUAAAAUUACAACGGCUUCUAUCAUUCAAAAACUCCAAAUUGAAUUGAAACAGCUAGAAGUCAUGUAUGCUGAUAAAAAUUCCGGUCUAGACACCGUAAAACAGGAAUUUGCACGCCUCCAAUUAAAUUAUCGCGAAAGCCUUGAAAUCGUUGAAGAACUCCGUGAAGAAAUUAAAAGAAGGGACGCUCUUGCUCAACUGGAAAUCAUGUCUGGGAAAAUUUCUGAACUUCCUUAUGAUGGGGAUUAUUCAGAAACUACGAGUGAAAUUUAUCAGAUUGAACUCGUGCAGAGGCUUAGAGAAGAAGUUGAACAACUUAAAGACGAUCAACGUAAAACAUUAGACAUACUUGCCGAGCAAGAAAAAAUUCCAAAUCAGAACCUAGCAACGAUAAUUGAAAAAAAUAUCACUGAACUUAAAAAUGAAAUGAGUGAAAUGAUGCAAAAAUAUGAUGAAAAUCGUUUCUCAACCAAGGUUGUAAAGGAUGAUGAAGCUAUUCGUGAAUUACAACAUAGGAUAACGACACUUGAGGAACAACUCGUUAAAACUCGAGAAGUUUUGAAAGACUCGCAGAUAAUCACUGAUUCUUCGAAUGAUGAUUCCUCCGAGUCCAAAGAAUCGUUACAAAUUGAUCAAAAAACGAUAAUCUCAAAACUUCGAAAUCAAGUUGGUAAACUUCAAAAAGUGAUUGUAUCAAAAAGUCACACAAUAGCUUCCAUAUUAUAUCCUUCAAUAGAAUAUCAGAAUUCGAUGCAAAAACUUGAAGAUGAACUUGAAGAAGCAAGACAGGAACUCGAACGUGCAAUACGAACGAAAGAUGACAACACUGUCACGAGAGCUCGAGAGAGCACUGACGCUACUUUGCUAUACGUUGAUAACCCCGAUGAGGAAACUACGAGCGAUUGUCUAGAACAGAAUUCUGAUGAACAUUUAAAAGAAUUGGAGGAUAGAGUUAAGGAUUUAGAAAACCGAUUGACAAAUACAAGAGAUGUUCAACAAGACACAUUCAUGCAAGUACCUCUUUUGAACAUUUCUUCUCCUACACAAAGAUCAAUCGAUGAACUCCAAGAAAAGCUUGAUAUUCUACAGAGGGAAUUAGUUGGUAAAUCCGAAACUAUUGAAAGUCUACAAGUCGAACGAGAUAUCGUAAUAUCCCUUAAAGAGCAGCUUGAAAAUCUUAAAGGUGAGAUAAGAAGCAAGCAUGAGCUAAUUGAAUCCAUGAAAAAAGACCUUACAAGUAAUUUCAUGUUGGAACAAAAAUUAAGGCAAAAAGAGGCGCAAACUUUAAGUUUGAAAACAAACCUCUUGCAAGUCCAAAAUCAGGAAAAAUCUUUACAAGACGAAAUAAUGGAACUUAGAUCGCGCCUUGCAAACAUCGAAAAUGGUGAUGAUGUAAAUAAAUCUCUUCAAUCAGAAUUAGUUAGUUUACGGAAAGAACUCAAAAAUUCUCGUGAACGAGAAACCAUUGCCACUGAAAGGCUUCGAGUAUUAAAAGCAAGGUUGGAAAAUGAUUCCGAAGAGUCCCUAUUGCAAGAACAAUUAAAUUAUUUACAAAACGUCGAAAUUAUGCAGAAAAACAGGAUCAUUGCUUUGGAAGACCGAAUUUCUAAAAAAGGAGUUCAAGUCGACGAAUAUUUAGUUCAACUGAAGACCGAUUUAACUAUUACCAAAGAGUCCAAGUCAUCUCAUAUAAAAACGAUUGAAGUGUUAGAGACAAAAUUGAAGAACGUUGAAAAUAAAUCUGAAUUACACGUUUUUGAGCGACAAAUUCAAGAAUUGAAAUUAAAUGAAUCCAACCAACUUCAGAAAAUUCAUUCUCUCGAAAGUAAAUUAAAUGAUCAAACUUCUAGCGAUUUGAAGCAAAUAAAACAAUUGCUAGAAGAAAUUAGAAAUAUCCUUGAACGAGAGCAAAAACAAGAACGUGAAUUUGCCACAAUCACUAAUUCUUUAAAAGAAUUUGAGGAGGACACGAGGAUCAAUUCUAUGAGGGAUGAGAUUAACGAAUUAAUGGAUUCAAAAUCUGUUCUAUAUAAUAAAGUUCAAGAGUUACAAACUAAACUUGCCAUCUCAGAAGAACAACUUUUGAAUUUUAGAAGUCUACAAGAAGAAAUUGCUUAUCUAAAGAAUUUAGAUAACGAACUAAAGAACACAAUUCAAGAAUUACAUUUCCGAUUCAAUCAAAUACGAGACUCCAAAGACUCGGCUGUCAAAGAAUUAAUGACCUUAACAGAAAGUUUCAAUCUACAAAAGGAAAUCGUGAAAUUCCUUGAAUCCGAGAUGAAGACCUUGAAAGAGGAACUGAUAUCUACUCAAAAGAACCAUAUAACUUCAACGUAUGAACUCGAAAAGGUAUCCAGUUUACUAGAUACAACCCAAAAACAAUAUGAGAAUGAGAAGAAACGAGCAAAGGUUCUAGAAGUCGAGGUUGAAACUUUCAAACUCGUAGGAGAUUCUGGCGAUAAGAACAUAAACUCUUUACGAGAAGCUUUAACAAAUACAAAGCUUGAAUUGGUCGCCAAAAAUGAUUUGCUGACUGAACUUGAAUCUCAAAUGAUGGCCAUUGAGAAGGAGAGGGAUCAACAUAUCAAACUUUCAAGCGAAUUUACCGCAUCUCUUGAUGAGAGCGAAUCACAACAUAGGGAAAGCAUAAGCGUACUCAAAUCUAGAAGAAAAAUUUUAGAGGGUGAACUUGCCUCGGCUCAAGAAUUGUCAAAAUUAAGCGGAGAAAUCAUUGCAAGUCUUGAAGAAAAGCUUUUCGAUGUGCAAACCCAACUUGAAAACGCAACGAAUUCUGAUGAAGAACAAUCAAAGAUCAUUAAAGAAAUCGAAUCAAAAUUAGGUGAAGCAAAUGAAGUCAUGACACAAAAUGAGGAUAAGUUGACAAAGCAAAACUUCCAAAUUAGUGAAUUAGAAACUGUGAUCCAAAAAACUUAUCUUGAAUUGCAAACAGCCAAAGCAUCUGAAAUUGAGGUAAAGAAAAAUGUAGAGGAAUUAGAGUCAAAACUUGCAGAAGUCACUUUCAAAUUGCAAAAUAAUAACUCGGCAGCUGAGAUGGAAUCCGUUAAAGAAACCACAGAAAAACAAUUGAUUCGUAUCAGAGAACUUGAAGAAUUAUUGCGAGUACAGCAGGAACAAUCAACGACCGAGAAUAAUAUCGUCGAUCUAACGGCAGAAUUAGAAAAGGCUAGAGCAGAUGAAUCCGCAAGAAUUGAAUUUGUUAAAGAAUUAGAAACCAAAUUGGUAGAGAAGAAUAAUGAUAUAAAUGAAUUACAACAAGUUAUAGAAUUUUCUAACAUAGAACUUACAAAGCUUCAGGACUCGGAGACAAAAUUAGAAAGCAAAUUACAAGAUCUCGAAAAUCAACGUAUAGAGAUUUCCAAACUUGAUGAGACAAAUAAAGCUGCUAAAAUCGAAGAUUUAACAAAUAAACUUCAUCUUGCUAGAAGUCAAAUCAAAGAACAUUUAGAAGUCAUUGCCGAACUUGAAUCAAAAUAUAAACAACUUGAUUCCGAAAAACUAGAACACAUCAAGCAAAAUACAGACCUUUCAGAACAAGUAGCGGAACUUAAAAUGAGUAUGGAAACAAUAUCAAAUGAAUUCAAGGAAGCGGUUAGCAAAUACGAGAAUGUAGAAGAAAUAUCGAAGCAGCAACAAAAAUGCAUUUUAGAUUUAGAAACUGCAAUCAAUGAAGCCAAGAAAAUUCACACUAUCAGAGAAUUUGAAAACAACGGAGCUGAACUUUCGAAUUCAAGUGACAACUUGCUCGUUAAAAUUGUUGAAUUGGAAGCUCGUGUUACAGUAUUAACCAAUCAAAACAAGAGCUUGCAAGAUGAAUUAUCGAAAUGUGAUGCUGAUUCAUUAAGGGAAAUGAAGAUCAAGAUCAAAGAAUUACAAGGCGUUAAAGAUGAAUUAGAAAAUAUAAAUGAGACUUUCCUUGAAGAAUGUAGUAAACUUGAAGAGAAAGUACAAUCCCUAAGUAAACAGUUAUGGAUACUCGGAAAUGAUGGAAAUGCAAUGGCACAAGAGGUUGCCGAUCUUAAUGACCAGAUAAUGAGUCGUGAAAAAGAAAUAUCGAUUUUGAAACGAAAAACUACAGGUUAUAAAGAAUUAGAAUCAGAAAUUUCACGACUGUUGAAAGAAAAUGGACAUUUGAAAGAAGAAAUUAAAGAUCUUUCUGCAAAGGCAGCCAAAGAAAUUAAUACUUCCUUAGUACGUACUUUGUCAGAAGAAUCUAACAAUGCCGAUAAGGAAGAAGUUUCGAAACUAUUGCAGCAUGAAAAUACGAUUGCUCAACAAAAUAAUCUUAUCAAAGGUCUCCAGAAAAAUAUUUCAGAACUUGAACAACUACUUGAUGAAUCUUGUAGAAGUGCUGGAAAAGAUAAUAAUGCAAGCAAACAAAUUUCGGAUAAUCUUUCAAAAUCAUCACCAGGUUUUCGUAUACCAUUUCCUCCACGACCAGAAUCCGCAGAAAGUUCAUCACAAGUUGCGGAACUCUUGGCAGAAAUACAAAAAUUAACCAAGAAUAUGGCGAAGUCGGAAAGUGAAAACUCAAAGAAUCAACAACUUAUCGAAACACUUGAAUUUACUCUUAAUGAAAGCGAAACAUCUCUACAAAUGACUAAAGAAGAAUUGGAUUCUGUAUUAAGUCAAAAGCAGGAUUUACUUAGAUAUAUUAGUGAUUUGCAAUCUUCGUUAGAUGAAGUAGAGGCUACAAAAUCUGAAGUUGAAACUCAAAAAAUAAGCAUAGAAAAAGCUUUGAAUGAAGAAAGAAAGGCUAAAGAACUUUCUGAAAGGGCGAGAAUUGCUCUUGAAAAUCGCGUCGAACAACUUAUAGCCAAGAAAAAUAAAUUUAUGUGUUUUUAA
This is a messenger RNA of Funneliformis mosseae, 7560 nucleotides long. The record is from the annotation of a GenBank genome assembly. NCBI's taxonomy places the organism in Eukaryota, Fungi, Glomeromycota, Glomeromycetes, Glomerales, Glomeraceae.